Molecule: messenger RNA, 1366 nt
Organism: Labrus bergylta (ballan wrasse)
Lineage: Eukaryota; Metazoa; Chordata; Actinopteri; Labriformes; Labridae
Product: C-X-C chemokine receptor type 4-like
Biological process (GO): brain development; calcium-mediated signaling; G protein-coupled receptor signaling pathway
Cellular component (GO): membrane; external side of plasma membrane
Molecular function (GO): C-C chemokine binding; C-C chemokine receptor activity
Source: RefSeq, a predicted model, not a curated record
CCCUGCAGACAGAAAUCUGAGCUUCACUUCAUCCACACAGCAAAGGGAACUCAGCCAUGUCGUACUAUGAGCUCUUCCUGGAGGACGACUUCAAUGACACCGGCUCAGGCUCUGGUUCCGGGGACCUUGGUGUGGAUUUUGAGGAGCCGUGUAAUGUGGAGCACGUGAUGACUACUGACCUUCAGCGGGUCUUCCUCCCUGUGGUCUACGCCCUCAUCUUCACUCUGGGUAUCACAGGGAACGGCCUGGUUGUGGUGGUGCUCGGCUGCCAACGCAGGUCAAAGUGCAGCCUCACAGACCGAUAUCGUCUCCACCUUUCUGCAGCUGACCUCCUCUUUGUCUUGGCACUACCGUUCUGGGCUGUGGAUGGAGCUCUGGCUGACUGGCGCUUCGGGGCAGUCACUUGUGUUGGUGUUCAUGUUAUCUACACAGUCAACCUGUAUGGCAGUGUGCUCAUCCUGGCUUUCAUCAGCCUGGACCGCUACCUGGCAGUGGUGCGAGCCACGGACACAAACACGGGUGGGCUGAGGCAGCUUCUGGCACACAGACUGGUCUAUGUGGGUGCCUGGUUGCCCGCUUGUCUCCUCGCAGUGCCGGACUUGAUUUUCGCCCGGACCCAGGAAGGGGGAGAGGGGGCCACUGUCUGCCAGCGGUUCUACCCUGAGAACAACGCUCCUCUCUGGGUUGCAGUCUUCCACCUGCAGCUGGUCCUGGUGGGUCUGGUGAUCCCUGGUCUGGUCCUCCUUGUGUGCUACUGCGUCAUCGUCACCAGGCUGACCCGGGGCCCUCUGGGGGGUCAGAGGCAGAAGCGUAGAGCUGUCCGGACUACCAUCGCACUGGUUCUAUGUUUUUUUGUGUGCUGGCUGCCGUAUGGUGCGGGGAUCUCUGUGGACGCUCUGCUGCGGUUGGAGGUGCUGCCCCAUGGCUGCAGCCUGGAGGCCGUGUUGGGCGUGUGGCUGGCGGUGGCCGAGCCCAUGGCUUUCGCACACUGCUGCCUGAACCCGCUGCUGUACGCCUUCCUAGGAGCUGGGUUCAAGAGCUCGGCACGCAGAGCACUCACGCUGAGCAGAGCGUCGAGUUUGAAGAUUUUACCUCGAAGACGCCCCGGGACUUCCACCACCACUGAGUCUGAGUCGUCCAGUUUACAUUCCAGCUAGUGUUUGCUUGUUCUGAACAUACAUGUGUGUAUAUACUGUGAAUAUAAGUGUGUGUUUGUGUGUAAGAAGGUUUAAACUAAAUAUCAGAGAAAGUAAGGAGCAGUCUGCUGGCUCACGACUGUGACGUUUCUCUUUUAACUGUUGUUAGACGUGUUGUUUUUGCUGCUUUGCCUGUUUCCACUGUUGUUUGUAAUAAAAUAUUCAAAAUA